UCUCCGGCUUCUGGCCCCGCGAGCGCCGGGAGCCGCGACCUCGCGCCGGGGCGGGGGCCGGGCGGGCGCGUCCUCGCCGCGGCGCACGGAAGGGUCGAGAUCGGCGGGGACGGCGGCGAGCGGGUCCUGAGGCCAGAGCCCCGCGCCCGCGCCCGCGCCAUGCGGCGGGAGAGGUGCGGCGCCCCUCGACCGCGUCCCCGCCAUGGAGGUGCUGCGGCGCUCCUCGGUCCUCGCCGCCGAGAUCAUGGACGCCUUUGACCGCUCGCCCACCGACAAGGAGCUGGUGGCCCAGGCCAAGGCGCUGGGCAGGGAGUUCGUGCACGCGCGGCUGCUGCGCGCCGGCCUCGCCUGGAGCGUGCCCGAGCGCGCCGCGCUCGUCCCGGGAGGCCGCCUGGCGGAGGUGUCCGCGGUGCUGCUGCGCCUGGGGGAUGAGCUGGAGCUGAUCCGGCCCAGCGUGUACCGCAACGUGGCGCGGCAGCUGCACAUCUCCCUGCAGUCCGAGCCCGUGGUGACUGAUGCGUUCCUGGCCGUGGCAGGCCACAUCUUCUCUGCAGGCAUCACGUGGGGCAAGGUGGUGUCCCUGUACGCGGUGGCCGCAGCGCUGGCCGUGGACUGCGUGCGGCAGGCCCAGCCAGCCAUGGUCCACGCCCUCGUCGACUGCUUGGGAGAGUUUGUGCGCAAGACCCUGGCGACCUGGCUGCGGAGGCGCGGUGGAUGGACUGACGUCCUCAAGUGCGUGGUCAGCACGGAGCCUGGCCUCCGCUCCCACUGGCUGGUGGCUGCGCUCUGCGGCGCCUGCCGCUUCCUGAGGGCUGCCUUCUUCAUGCUGCUGCCAGAAAGAUGAGCUGCCACCGGCAGUGGCCGCAGCCUGGCCUGCCCGGCCCAACGCGGGGGCCCUCAGCACCCGGGCUGGGAGCCUGCUGGCCCCUGGAGCCCCGCCUGAGCCCCAUCCCCACAGACCCAGGCCCUCCGGGAGGGUGCGUGGGUACGGGCUCCCCGGAACCAGCCUACGGCCCUUCCCUCGCACCCUUCUCCUGGAACCCCCGUGUCUUCCCUUUGUUCCGGGACAAGAGAGCCAGGGUCAACUCCCAGGCCCCGAAGGAACACACGCUCCCACUUGAUGCCCUGGGGUCCCCUCCCAGGAGCGGGGCUGUCUCAGGACGUGAGUCUUCACGGGCCCUGCACGUCCAGUCUGAAGGUGACUCUGGUCUGGCCCAAGCUGGAGAAGCCACGGGACUUCCUGACCCCGUAAAGGGAGCAGAAGGCUCAGGUGCUGGUUGCGUGAUCCAUCUCCAGAAGGAGAGUGUGUCCCCUGCCUGUGGCAGGCCCUUGUAUGGCGGGGACCAGGGCUUGGGCUCCGGCUGGCGCACCUGACCAACAAAUGCGGAACCCUGCAGAGGAGAACAAGUCUGCGCGAGUGAGAUGGAGGGUGGGGGUGACCCCUGUGGCCUGCCUCGUGCCCAUCCUCACACGACACACAGGGACCUGUCAGGGUCCCCUAAGGACUCACACCGAGGAAGCCCAUCCCCCCAGGGAGCACCGGAGGCUCCGAGCCACCCCCAGCCUCCCCUUGGCGCCUACGGUUCCCCAGUCCAGGCACACACAAGGCGUCCUUCCCGGGCCCCCAGCCAGCCAGUGCGGCGAGAUGUGCACGGGCCGAGUGGGCAGCAGCCCUUCCUCGGUAGGCACGUGGCUUGGCCCUGGCCUGGCAGCCUGCCCGCCCCAAACGGCCCAUCCGAGCCCACGUGCCAGGACAGCGGAGGGCCCUGCGGGAAGCCAUACCCAGUCUCAGGGCUCUCAGGUCCCGCUGGAGGGCAGAGGCUGGAAAUAAACUCGUUUUCAUUUCA
Molecule: messenger RNA, 1847 nt
Organism: Propithecus coquereli (Coquerel's sifaka)
Lineage: Eukaryota; Metazoa; Chordata; Mammalia; Primates; Indriidae
Gene: BOK
Product: BCL2-related ovarian killer
Exons: 5
Coding region: 203-844 (213 amino acids)
Biological process (GO): extrinsic apoptotic signaling pathway in absence of ligand; regulation of apoptotic process; intrinsic apoptotic signaling pathway in response to DNA damage
Cellular component (GO): mitochondrial outer membrane
Molecular function (GO): protein homodimerization activity; protein heterodimerization activity
Source: RefSeq, a predicted model, not a curated record